Molecule: messenger RNA, 891 nt
Organism: Rotaria socialis
Lineage: Eukaryota; Metazoa; Rotifera; Eurotatoria; Philodinida; Philodinidae
Source: the annotation of a GenBank genome assembly
AUGGAAAUACCAACUGUUCAUUUGGGUCAUACAGAUGUUAGAAUCACCAGAAUUGGUCUAGGCUCAAUGCCAUUGUCAAUCUAUGGCCGACCGAUACAAGAAAAUGCAAUUAAUGUUAUUCAUCGUACACUUGACCUUGGAAUAACAUUGAUUGAUACAGCAGAUGCCUAUUGUUUAGAUGAAAACGAUAAAAAUUAUAGUGAAUUAUUAAUUUAUGAAGCAUUACGAACAUAUCAAGGACCAGCCAAUAUCAAUCAUAUCAUAAUAGCUACUAAAGGAGGCCUUGUUCGUCCAGGUGGCGCAUGGCAAACCGAUUUAAAUCCGUCUCGUCUUCGUCAAGCCAUAAGAAAAAGUUACGAAAGUCUUGGAGGACAAAGCCCCAUUCCAUUAUGGCAAAUUCAUAAUUGCCCACAAGAUGAUAAAUAUACUUUAAAAGAAAUUUUCGAACCCAUACGUGAAGCUGUUGAGUUAAAAUUAAUUCAAUAUGUCGGCGUAUCAAAUUUCAGUGUUGAACAAAUACAAGAAGCACAAACAUAUGUUGAAAUUCAAUCUGUACAAAAUGUUUUCAGUCUAUUCAAACGUCAAGCUGAAACAGAUGGAGUUUUAAAAUAUUGUGAAGACAACGGUUUAACAUUUCUAGCUUAUUCGCCGAUGGGUGGCCGGAGAAAACACAAAAAAUUAAAUAAAGAAAAAUUACUUAUAAAUUUAGCACAAAAAUAUCAGUGUUCAACUUAUUGUGUUGUUCUUGCAUGGAUUUUGUCAAAAUCUAAAUGUAUUGUGCCAAUACCUGGUGCUAGUAAAAUUACAUCUAUUGAAGAUUCAGUAAAAGCAAUGUAUCUUCAUCUUGAGCAAGAUGAUAUACAACUAAUUAAUAAUUAUAAAUUCGCUUAG